AUGUCUAAAUUGAAAAUAGCAAAAAAGAAAGUUGAUGCUGCUAAGACUGAUUUGCAAGUAUUGUUGGCAAAUACUCUUGAUGGUCUUGAAUUUUCUGCUGAUGAACCAAGUAAUAUAUUGGCUAAGUAUAAUUAG
This is a messenger RNA of Dentiscutata erythropus, 135 nucleotides long. NCBI's taxonomy places the organism in Eukaryota, Fungi, Glomeromycota, Glomeromycetes, Diversisporales, Gigasporaceae. The record is from the annotation of a GenBank genome assembly.